UUACAGGUCCAGAGAUAAUGUCAAUCCAUUCCAAGGAGCAGCGUCUCAGUCGAUGGUACUUUGGUGGUACAGCAUCUGCCGGUGCAGCAAUGUGUACACAUCCACUUGAUUUACUUAAGGUACAUUUGCAAACUCAACAACAUGGUCAGGUUGGCAUUUUUGAAAUGACGAUGAAAAUCAUUCGAAGUGAUGGCAUUCGUGGUCUCUACAAUGGCAUUUCAGCUUCUCUGUUAAGACAGAUGACAUAUUCUUUGACACGUUUUGGUAUGUAUGAGCAGCUGAAGAACCAGUUUCCGGGAGAUUCAACCUCCAUUCCUUUCUAUCAGAAAGCUGCAAUGGCGGGGAUAAGCGGAGCAUGUGGAGGUUUCAUUGGUACCCCUGGAGAUAUGGUCAAUGUGCGCAUGCAAAAUGAUAUGAAGUUACCAGCAGCACAACGGCGGAAUUACAAGCAUGCAUUCGAUGGGUUAUUUCGAGUAAUGCGUGAAGAAGGCGUCACUAAACUUUUUAAUGGAGCUGCAAUGGCAACAUCCAGAGCUGUUUUCAUGACCAUUGGUCAAUUGUCGUUCUAUGACCAAAUCAAACAAAUCGCCAUUACAUCGGGUUACUUCAGCGACACUCCAACAACUCACUUCGGGUCUUCAUUCGCUGCGGCAUCGAUUGCGACGGUUUUAACUCAGCCAUUGGAUGUUAUGAAGACACGUAUGAUGAACGCAAAGCCGGGCCAGUUCACCAGUAUCUUGUCUUGCUUCGUAUAUACCGCGAAACUUGGUCCAGCUGGCUUUUUCAAGGGCUUCAUGCCAGCGUGGGUUCGAUUGGCGCCGCAAACAAUUCUUACUUUCAUUUUCUUAGAACAACUUCGUUUGAAUUUUGGCUAUUUCCGAGCUCCCCCGGCGGAACAGUGAUCGAAAAUGCAAAAAGUUGCUUUUAUUUACUCCGCAGCGCCACUUCGCAAAUUGAGCCCAAUUUCAUUAGUAAAAAUAUAAAAUUUUAUUGAGCAUGAAAUGAAUUUUACUGAUAUUUGGAAGCUAUCUGACUGAUGUUAAUUCUUGUGAAUUCUAAUUUCAUUCGUAUUUGUAGAUAUCUUUAAUUCCAAAGAGGACGUUAGAAAUUUUAAACGGGGCUUUAGUUUCUACUACUGUUUGCAUUUUCUUUUUAACUUAACCUGCUAUGUUAUUUCUAUUCCUCCUCCCAAGUAUUUGACCUUUGCUAGCUGUAAUGACUCGAUGUCGGCAUUUUCGCAGUCUCGUUUCUAUAUUAUCGCGCUUUAAACAAGAAUUAUGAGGAACCUACAAUCAUCUAAUAUAGCUGAGCAAUGAAAUUAUUAGCAUCAAAUGAUCUAUAUGACGAUGCCAAUUAAAUCAGUUAAUUCGUUCUCGUAUAGCGUAGUUUUCUACUUGUCAAUAAUAAAUAAAGGUGGUUAG
This is a messenger RNA of Loa loa (African eye worm), 1421 nucleotides long. RefSeq lists its product as hypothetical. The transcript has 8 exons. NCBI's taxonomy places the organism in Eukaryota, Metazoa, Nematoda, Chromadorea, Rhabditida, Onchocercidae. The record is from RefSeq and is a predicted model, not a curated record. The coding region runs from base 18 to 902 and encodes 294 amino acids. Gene Ontology annotation, molecular function: succinate transmembrane transporter activity; antiporter activity; oxaloacetate transmembrane transporter activity. Gene Ontology annotation, biological process: succinate transmembrane transport; oxaloacetate transport; malate transmembrane transport.